ACAAUAUUAAUUCUAGGUGCAUACUCACUAGAGGUUUCUUCUCUGUCAUCAUGCUCGGCCACAUUGCCUUUCGGCGACUGGCUGGACUGCUCUGGGGUUACAAACAGUUCCUGACUCUCCAGGACAGUGGAUCCCCUCCUUGCCUGCCUCCCAUCUUCCUCCUCCUCCUUCCUCGUCCAACACCACCUCCUCAGUCUUGCCUGCAACGGCCCAAGACUCCGACUCCGAAGUAUCCAUGUGGCUCUUUAGGGUCAUGGUGGGGUCACCACAGCGUAUAGCAUGCUGCAGCUUGUAAAAGUGGCAUGUCUGUGGUGCUGCACCUGCGUGACUGUUUGUCUCCCUUGCCUUCCAGUAAGCCCUGUGCAGCUCCUUUACUUUCUCUGGGAACUGUUGCCGAUCCCUCUGGUAGCCCUUCUCCAAUAUACUCCCAAGAGGUCUUCUCAUAGAUGUGCAUAUUUCUACAAUUGGAUCUGAGCUGUGUCUGGACAGCUCUUCUCCCCAUACACUCAAGGGAUCCACCACCUCCUGUGUACUCCAGGCCAGGAGUGCUUUUGGAUCAUGGAGCUGGUGUACUCAGCUGGGCAGACAGCUUUCCACCGCGAACAAACAGAAAAUGGGAAUUCAGAGUUCCCGGUCCUUUAACAGGGGAGGGGCAGUUUCCUGUGUACCUGGAUGCUGGGCAGAACACAAAGUAAUAAUAGUGGGACUUGACAAUGCAGGAAAGACCACCAUUCUUUACCAGUUCUUAAUGAAUGAAGUGGUCCACACAUCUCCAACCAUAGGAAGCAAUGUUGAAGAAAUAGUAGUAAAAAAUACACAUUUCCUUAUGUGGGAUAUUGGAGGACAGGAGUCAUUACGGUCAUCAUGGAAUACCUAUUAUUCAAAUACGGAGUUCAUCAUUCUUGUUGUUGACAGCAUUGACAGAGAACGACUUUCUAUCACAAAAGAAGAACUUUACAGAAUGUUGGCUCAUGAGGAUUUACGGAAGGCUGCAGUUCUCAUCUUUGCAAAUAAGCAGGACAUGAAAGGUUGUAUGACAGCUGCUGAAAUAUCUAAAUACCUCACCCUUAGUUCCAUAAAGGAUCACCCAUGGCACAUUCAGUCCUGCUGUGCUUUGACUGGAGAAGGAUUAUGCCAAGGUCUGGAAUGGAUGACCUCCCAUAUUGGAGUGAGAUAACUUGUUGCAAAAGAGACUGCAUCUAUUUAUUCUGUGAACAUGAACAUUUUGCUGGUACUUCUGGUUGCUAAGGCAGCGACCAUGUUUAAUUUAUAAUGACCGAAACCUCUGAGCAGCACUUGAAUCAAGUGCAGCUGAACUGAAACACAAAGUAUUUUUAACUUUUUUAAUGCACUACUCUUCCACAGGAUGAACAUGUGAAUCUGUUUCAGUAUCAAAGUUCUCCUGACUAUUCUAAGUUUUCUUGUUGCCUUGUAAGAUAUCUUUCAUCAUGGAAAAUCUUUCACACUUGAUUUUUGUAAUGAUGCAAACUGCUUCUGUAAUUUACUACCAUAGAUAAAUUUCUUCAUUAACACUGGAAAAAAAGUGAGUAGAAUGACGUUUACCCUAGCAUAGCCCAAUUUUUUGAAAUCAUUAAAGCUAUCUGUGUUCAGAUAGCCCAAUUGCAGAUAUGGCUGUCUCCAAGGCAGGUUUUAGGUAUGUUAAGAAUUGAAAUAGUCAGCACUGAAACAGUUAUUUAUGGUUAAUAUGCUUCUCUUCUCCUCCCCACCCCACUGCCUUAAAAAGAAACACACCCAUUUUUAUUCCCAUGUAAGGUAAGUAGUUCUGGGUCAUAUUUUUACCUGAAAACACAAAUUUGCUGGGUAGAUAAAAAUCAGAGUUUUUAUUUAAUUAAAAUGCAUUUUUCUUUUUAAAAAUGAACCAGUUAAAAAAAUUGAAAUUGACAACAUAUUAAGUGCUAAAUUUAGUGUAAUCUUUUAAAAACAACAAAGAGUCUGGGGGUGGCACCUUAAAGACUAACAGGUUUAUUUGGGCAUAAGCUUUCGUGGGUAAAAAAAACACCGAAGUGGUGGGUUUUUUUACCCAUAAAAUCUUAUGCUCAAAUAAACCUGUUAGUCUUUAAGGUGCAACCGGACUCCUUGUUGUUUUUGUGGUUACAGACUAACACGGCUACCGCCUGAUACUUGUAAUCGUCUAAAAUCACUUAAAGAAAAAAAUUCUGCAUCCUAUAUUCAAUAAACUUAAAUGGUUUUAUUUAACUAAGAAACUACUUUAAAAUGCUGUUUUUAUAGUUCUAAUUUAAUUCCAGUUUCCAAAUACAGCUUGACACAAAUCCAGAGCAAAAAACAUCUAGUAAAUAAAUGCUUCGUUCAUCAUUUUCUAACAAUGUACAAAUUAAGAAUCUGGGUAAAUGUAUGUUAAGCAAUAUAAUUGUUUAAAUGAAUGUGUAUAUAGUGUUGGCUAUAUUUGAUUAAACGUGUUUUAAUGGUUAUACCAACCAAUAAGAAUGAACCUUUCUUUAGGGAAGAAAACUAAAAGUACAAAUACAAAACAAGAUUAAAUUCCUGCUUGCUGAUUAAAAUAUGGGACUUAAAAUCACUUCGAUUUAAAUCAGUGCACCCUACAGCUUUAUAAAUUACGACUGUGGUAAAACUACAAUGAGUAUACUGAAUGUGAAAUGUACUGAUAUAUUGCACUAUAUUUUAACAAUGCAAAUUUAUACUGAAAAUAUUAUAGACACUAUUUCCUACGAAGACACUUAUCAAAUCUGACCUGGUUCUUGUUUAGCUGCGUGCAUUAGAAGAAAGUAGUCCUGUGCUGAGCAUAUCAUACUAGAAUGAAACAUUUUAGCAUCCCUACAGGGAAGACUUAAUUUUCUCAGCCAGAGAGAAAAUUAGUAGUAAGCAUUCUUGACAAUAGAAAUAGAAAAUCCACUGCUUCAUUUCCUACAUCAAUUUUCAUAUUGUUUUCCAUAAUAGCCAUUGUUACCCUUGCAAUGUUACUUUAGAAAUGAAGUGUGUUUUUGCCAGACUAAAUUCAGGUAUAGUGCUUUGCUACCUGAGUUGUCCAUUUGUGUUUAAAAAAAUAUCAGUUGAAAGCCCUACAGCAAGUUAGAAUAUCUCAACCAUUUUCUAUUUAUGCUGUUCAUAAUGACCAUAUUCAGUACAUUACAAUUCACCUGUCUGAAGUGAAUGUAAUUCUGGUAAGGUUUGCAGUUUAAAAAUAUUUCUUAGCAGUUUAUAUAUUGUCUGUAAGGAAUCCUCAUUCAGCAUUUCAAUGACAUACAAAACUGUACAACAGUCAUAUCUAAGAAAUGAAGUUACAGGUGUUUCCACAUAAUCACUUAAAUUUUAGCUAAAAAUGAUUCAAGUACAGUUUGUUGUGAUGCAGUAUAUUACCUAAAAUAUGGUGCAUGCAACAGUAUUUUGAUUUUCUCAGACUAAAAUCCAUUAUUUAACAAAUAAUGGGCCUGAUUUUUAAGAGAAGCAUCAAUGUUGCUUUUUUCUCCAACACUUUUGAAUGUGCUCAUGCAAAAUGCAUGCACAUACAUAUGACCAGUAUCUGAAAAUCAGGCCAUAUUUAAAAAUAGUUGUUAUGAAUCUUAAGCUUUUCUGUUAUUUAUAAAUAAAACUAAGUUGGUUAAGAGUAAAUUUUACAUUUCUACUCAAAGUACUUGGUUUCCUUCUGUGAGGCUUUCCCAAGAUUUUUACACUGUUACAGCUAGUAUUAAAUCUCACCUCCUUUUUUUUUUUUUAAAUUUCUAUCAGAACUUGUUUCUUAAAGAUUGUAAUGGAAAAUGGGCCUGUGACCAAGCAGGGCUUCUCUCCAACUCCCAAAUAUAUGCUGCCAUUCCCAGUCUCUUUCAAGGAGGUUUAUUUUCUUAAUAGAAGCAAGGUAACAGACAGAAAAAACAGUCUUUUAAGUCAGUCCUCACUUUCAGGUUUCAGCUGUGCCCCUCUUAGGCCUCUGGCAGCUUCCCAGUUCUAACCAGCUCUGUUCCUUGUCUGGGACAGCAGCCUCAGGGCUGUCUCUCUGAGUACCUGGUCCCUUGCUACAGGGGGCCUACCACCAGACUUAGCUCAACUCCAGUGUGUGUCUCUCCCCCAAGGCACAGCCUGUCCUAAUCAGUCACCUUCUUCCUGCCCAAUGGCAGUGCUUUUAUAGGCUGAUGUGUAGCUCAGCCCCUUUUAACUGGCUGAUUGGACUCACCUGCCCUGAUCCAGGGGAGCUGGGCCUAGUCUAUCUACAGGGGCCAGCUACCCUAUGACAGAGCCCUUGUUACAUAAUUAGUACUAGACAAAGCAAGAAAUAUGUAAAUUGCCAUUGGCAUAAAGUAUACUCCCCCUCUUCCUCCAAGGUAACUUUUUGUCUCUUCAAUAAUGUAGGGGCCAUGAACGUCUCUGUAUUAGGGGGAAAUAUUACCUUUUUCUAGGGGGAAAAAAGGAAGGCAUUCACCAUUUCUAUCACACCAUUUAUCAUACCAAGAGAAGUUAGAAAAGUAGGUCAUUUUUGGUUGAGAGAAUGGAAAGGCUUC
Molecule: messenger RNA, 4493 nt
Organism: Mauremys mutica (yellowpond turtle)
Lineage: Eukaryota; Metazoa; Chordata; Testudines; Geoemydidae
Gene: ARL5B
Product: ADP ribosylation factor like GTPase 5B
Exons: 6
Coding region: 614-1177 (187 amino acids)
Biological process (GO): protein localization to Golgi membrane; intracellular protein transport; vesicle-mediated transport
Cellular component (GO): trans-Golgi network; cytoplasm
Molecular function (GO): GTP binding; GTPase activity
Source: RefSeq, a predicted model, not a curated record